This is a messenger RNA of Haliotis rufescens (red abalone), 4108 nucleotides long. RefSeq lists its product as uncharacterized. The record is from RefSeq and is a predicted model, not a curated record. The coding region runs from base 631 to 1467 and encodes 278 amino acids. The transcript is spliced from 3 exons. NCBI's taxonomy places the organism in Eukaryota, Metazoa, Mollusca, Gastropoda, Lepetellida, Haliotidae.
AGGAUGAGAGGGGCGUCCCGGUGGCGAUACGUCGUCAGUUCCUUCUGGAAUAAACACAGUACACCUUGGUCCAACCUUGAAGUGAGUCGUGUUUGCGAGAACAGACUAAUAACAGGGGCUAACAGCAACUGGCCUCAACUAACAAAAUGGUGUCGGUAAUAUUUGCACGUGAGCCGUGCGUUUAUUGAUCAGGCGAGGUGGUUUCUCUGUGGCGAAGAAAAGGAGAAUCGUCAACAGCCGGGAAGUCCCCGUUAGUGAAAUCUCAACGCCAGUUACCUCCCUUUGAGACUGUUUUAUCUCUUCACCGUUAACCACCAACGCCUGUUUAUCCUGUGUUCUUCAAGCCUUAGUGUCGUCUGCACGGCUAGCGGCAGCAACUGCAGUGACGCAAACUGUCUUAUAUCCGCAACAAUCACCAGUAGAACACUCUGCCAGUGAUUCCGAGCACGCUGUUGCUACGUCUGAGAGAUCGAUAGAUCAAUGUGAUUGACCGGUCAGGCAAGCUGAUUCUCCCUCAAGAGCUACGAAGUAACUACAUUGGAAACAUGGGUGUGAUUCUAAGACACUGAAGAAAACUACACGUAUAUCAGUUCAACAGGUGGUACGUGUCAAUAGAGCCUCUUAGUGAUCAUGGCUUCACAAGAUAAACAUGGGGAGCAGAACCUUUCGCUGGAGUCCCCGGCGGCGUCUAGCAAGCAGCUGAUUGGUCGACGAAAGUCGGGCAUGCGCCUUGAGCUGCUUGAACCUGACGACGAUGAUGACAUGCUGGAGGAGGGUUCCACCGCCUCACGGCGACCGUCGACCUGCUCUCUAUCAAGGUUCCGGUCAUGUCCCCAGCUCGCAGCAGUGGCCCAGGAACAGAUAUCCCCUGGCAUGGACGUCGUCAGCCUUGACGACGACGCCGCAGCUACAGCUUCUCCUACUUUGCGACAACGUCUACACAUAGAGGACCUCGACAGACGCUCAACCACGCCUACCCCUCCAUCAACACCCGGAAGUAGACGGAGCCACUUGUCUCUGAAGGAAAGUUCUAACCGCGUUUCCGGUUUGUCGCCUACAUCAACACCAAAGCUAUCCCGGCGUUCCAUGCGUGACUUUAAGCAUGUUGGCCGGACUUCCUCUGGAGACAGCGCCACGCAGGACCACAUGUCUUUUUCUUCCACAGGAGUACAGAUCUCACUCAGAGAUGAAAAUGUCCUGAGGUCGGACGACUUCAGUGAUAGAUUUUCCAAGCCACAGUCAGACAUGUUUGAGGGUCCUCCAGAGAUAAACAUUGAGGACAGAUUGAGCGACAUCGAGGACAGUGAACGCCCUUCCUCCGCCCAGCAUCGUUACCAUCAUCAUCAUUCCCAUCACGCCGUUAGCGACGACAGCCACGACAAGUGCCAACGCUGGCUUCAGAGCCUUAAGAUCACCCGAGCCGACCGAAUCAAAUCCCGGAGCCAUAUCCAACUGCCACCUAUAUGACCGGCGUGGCGUAGAAAGCACGUUACCAAAUUUCAUAUCUCUUCCUAUGAUUGAAACGUGUGGUAUCUGUAUGGAGAGUGAAGAGUAGCGAUAAUGUAGCGGGAGGAUUAUCCUUUGAUCUGUGAUAACUCCGAGGAUGCAGUUAAGAUGCACUGAAGAUGCAGUGAAUGUGAUGACCGUGACGGUGCCUGCAGCAUCAUAUGUGUAGUAGUAUUUUGUUGUUGCUGGUAUGUCGCAGUGUAGCUUAACGCUGUAUCACAGUUGUAGCGUCACCGGGGAUUAACACUGUACGGUGUUCACAGAUCACAGAUCACAGAUCACAGAUCGGCAGCAUUAUCACAAAGGAAAGGGAUGGUUGCCAUAUAUAUAUAUAUAUAUAUAUAUAUAUAUAUAUAUAUAUAUAUAUAUGUGUGUGUGUGUAAAGCUGUUAACUGAUCUUUGUGUAUGGCACAGGAAUAUAUUCAUGCUGUAUAACGAAUUCAUCAUCCUGGUUAAAGGAUAUGACUGAACUAUUUAUGUGCAUCAUCGUGAAUCAGGGGAUGUAUAAUCAGUGUUCAGCUUUGAUGAAGAUGAAAGGAUGUGUUUCGAUUGGCUUGAUACGACCGUAUUGCUCAACCACGUGUUUUUGUAGCGUUUGGAGUGUACUUUUAGUGCGUGUGGUGUUACGACGCCGUCUUUAUUGAAACCAAUCCACCGAAUUCACCAUCUUCCACUUACCACAUCCUUGCAAUGUCCUGAAACGAUAUGGACUCAUUUUCAUUCAUUUCCCAGCAGAUCAAACUUAGAUGUGUUUUCCUUGUACAUACAAGAGAUCCCUUCGCAGAACAGAAUUGUAAAACACGAAUGGUCUCACGUUUCACAUUUGAAAUUCCCAAUUCCUGAUGCAUAUGCAUAACACCCACUUAAAACUGGCUUUUGUUGAAGUCUCCCGUACCCAUGACAAUCAUUGUCUUGUCGACAGUACUUUAUUGUUUAAAUUUGUUGGAUUUGUAUAAUUUCAUGUAUUUGUUUUGACCGAAUGUAUUCGCUCGCAGAAGAUAAGCUGUUUUUAACUUGUUGGAAGGUUAUAUAAAGCCUGUAAUAGAAACGCACAGAAUAUGACAAUCUUUCGACAGCAAUAAUAGGUAACUCGGUGCACACAAAAAAGUCGUUUAUGGUUUAUGGUGUUAAGUUCCUUAGUUGUGCCAGGAUCCUCUGGUCGAUGGUUUUAAUCCUAGAUUAUGAUCCUUUGCCUGUCGGCACCGUAGUUUUCACACAGUGGUAAACCUGCAUCAUUUCGUGUAGUGAUAUGACUCAAAUAUUGUUCCCGGUCGGUUCAUCCCUAACUCGCUCCUUCACUCAGGGCUACUUUUAUUUGCUUGACAAGUGAACUUUAAAUUGUAGUCUAUUUAUCAUAAUUUGAAUCUAAAUCUAAACGAUGGUGUAGUGGCAUCAGUCUUAAAAUAAAAUAUAUCAGGCGAUUGAUUCAAUUGAGAAAAUCUAAUGCCCCUAUAAUGCAUUGUCGCCUUUGAUCAUAUUAUAUUAAGACAUUGAGGUAUUUAAGACCCAUUCAGGGGGCCAUCUUUCUCAGAAAGCUCGUGUAAGACGAAGCCUAAGACUGCUUCUAUACUCUACCAUGAAGACAUUUUACAUGAUGUAAAUGAAUUACUAUGCCAGAGCCAUUAAGAGCUGCUUGUGCAGCAAUGGCCCCUUUGGGAACCGUUUUCCGUAUGCGCGUGUCAUAUCUCAUGUAUCUGGAUGUCUUCACAUGGUGAACCCGAGAAGAUCCGGGUUAAAAUUGAUCAUCAGCAACCCAUGUUUGUCGUAAGAGGCGAUUAACGGGAUCGGUUGACUUGCGUAUCAUCGUAUCCCAAUUGCGUAGGUCGAUGUUCAAUUAAUGGAUUGUCUGGUCCAGACUGGGUUAUUUUCUGACCGCCGUCAUAUAGCUGGAAUAUUGCUGAUUGCGGUGUUGACCAUCAAACAAACAAUAAAAUAUAAUGAAUGGGCGAGUUUAAAUCCGUUGGACAAUAUCCCAGCACCCGUAAAUUCAUUUCUAUGACUUUAUGCUUUCUUUUGACAACAUUUUCGAAUUCGCAUCCUAAAUUCCCUACUUUUUGAAACCAAGCAUUACGAUUUAUUGAGGUUGGCAUGUCCCUGUGUGUACAGCCUGACCAAUAAUAAGCUACAGCAUUGACUAAGUCAUGACUUAGGCACAAAAAGGUAUUAUGUUUCUAAUCUCCACCGUGGUCAUUUUUGGGAGGUUGGGGAGGGCUUCCUGUGCAAAAAUGGCUUUCAAAAACAUAUAAAGGCCCAUAAACAACUCAAGUAGAGGAGUGAGCGAAUUUUGUUUUACGCCGCAGCAGCAAUAUUCAAGCAGGGUUGAGCGUGACAAAAUGUUUCCAUUUCCACGAACCCAAUUCUUCCUCAGACAAACAAAAAAUCAAUCUGUUGUGGCCUUAUGCUUGUACUACAUGUAUCUAUAUGGAAAUAUGUUCCCUACAUUGUCAGUUACUUAGUGACAUACUCCACUGGUGAUGUACGUGUACGCACGUACACUUGUUCACAAAACUAUUACCUGUUAUUGAAAGUAUUGCGUCUUUGACACAUGUUGUAAGUUAAUGCAAUAUAUUCACGUUAUGUGAAUAAAUAUGGAUGAAAAGAC